Messenger RNA from Camelina sativa (false flax), 2888 nucleotides. NCBI's taxonomy places the organism in Eukaryota, Viridiplantae, Streptophyta, Magnoliopsida, Brassicales, Brassicaceae. The record is from RefSeq and is a predicted model, not a curated record.
UUAAACCCCUGUUUCAUCAAACUACUUCAUCUCUCAAUCAUUCAAUAAUAUUGAGGAGAGUCUGAAUCUUUUCGUUGUUUCUGUAAAAGAAAAAAUUAAAAGAAAAAAACAUGUCGUCUUCAUCUCCAGCUAUGCUUCAGAGAUCGGAUUCAAUCGCUGACAAAAUGCCUGAUGCACUGAAACAAAGCCGGUACCAUAUGAAGAAAUGUUUUGCCAGCUUUGUUGGAGGAGGAAAGAAGCUUAUGAAGCGUGAGGAUCUGAUGAAUGAGAUAGAGAAAUGUAUAGAAGAUAGCCGUGAACGCAGUAAGAUCCUGGAGGGGCUGUUUGGCUACAUUCUCACUUGUACUCAGGAAGCGGCAGUGGUUCCACCAUUUGUUGCAUUAGCUGCAAGGCCAAAUCCUGGUUUCUGGGAAUAUGUUAAGGUCAACUCUGGAGAUUUAACAGUGGAUGAAAUCACAGCUACGGAUUACUUAAAGCUCAAGGAAUCUGUUUUCGAUGAAUCAUGGUCUAAAGAUGAAAAUGCAUUGGAAAUAGACUUUGGAGCCAUUGAUUUCACCACUCCUCGGCUAAGUCUUUCUUCUUCAAUUGGAAAGGGAGCUGAUUACAUCUCUAAGUUUAUAUCUUCUAAGCUUGGAGGCAAAUCCGAUAGGCUAGAACCUUUGUUGAACUACUUGCUUCACCUUAAUCAUCACGGAGAGAAUCUCAUGAUAAGUGACGAUCUCAGCACGGCUGCAAAGCUCCAGAAAUCUCUGAUGCUUGCCGUCAUUGUAGUCUCGACUUACCCAAAACACACGCCUUAUGAAACUUUUGCACACAGGUUGAAGGAGAUGGGAUUCGAGAAAGGUUGGGUUGUUUACAUAUUGGAUCAAGUAAGAGCUUUGGAAGAAGAGCUUCUCAUUCGAAUUAACCAACAAGGCCUCGGAUUCAAGCCUCAGAUUCUUGUGGUGACACGGUUAAUACCUGAAGCAAGAGGAACAAAGUGUGAUCAAGAACUAGAAGCCAUUGAAGGAACCAAGCAUUCUCAUAUUCUCAGGGUUCCUUUUGUUACGAAUAAAGGAAUCCUCCGUCAAUGGGUUUCUCGAUUCGAUAUCUACCCUUACCUGGAGAGAUUUACUCAGGACGCAACGAGCAAGAUUCUUCAACGCCUUGACUGCAAGCCUGACCUCAUCAUCGGAAACUACACAGAUGGGAACUUGGUUGCAUCUCUAAUGGCCACCAAACUCGGUGUCACUCAGGGAACGAUUGCUCAUGCGUUGGAGAAGACAAAGUAUGAAGAUUCAGAUGCGAAGUGGAAGGAACUAGAUCCUAAAUACCACUUCUCAUGCCAGUUCACAGCUGAUUUAAUCGCAAUGAAUGUCACUGACUUUAUCAUUACCAGCACAUAUCAAGAAAUCGCUGGGAGCAAGGACAGGCCAGGACAGUAUGAGAGUCACACUUCCUUCACAAUGCCUGGUCUAUGCAGAGUUAUCUCUGGCAUUGAUGUUUUUGAUCCUAAGUUUAACAUUGCUGCUCCUGGUGCGGAUCAAUCUGUAUACUUCCCUUACACAGAGAAGCAAAAACGAUUUACCAAGUUUCAUCCUUCUAUACAAGAAUUGCUUUACAAUGAGAAAGACAAUGCCGAACACAUGGGGUAUCUUGCGGUAAGAGAGAGACCGAUCAUCUUCUCAAUGGCCAGACUCGACACGGUGAAAAACAUAACUGGUUUGGUUGAGUGGUAUGGCAAAGACAAGAGACUUAGAGAGAUGGCUAAUCUUGUAGUCGUUGCUGGAUUCUUUGACAUGUCGAAAUCUAAUGACAGAGAAGAAAAGGCUGAGAUCAAGAAAAUGCAUGAUCUGAUUGAAAAGUACAAGCUCAAGGGAAAAUUCAGAUGGAUCGCUGCUCAAACCGAUAGAUACAGAAACAGUGAGCUCUACAGAUGCAUUGCUGAUACAAAAGGAGUCUUUGUUCAACCUGCUUUGUAUGAAGCUUUUGGCUUAACUGUUAUCGAAGCCAUGAACUGUGGACUCCCAACAUUCGCCACAAACCAAGGUGGACCAGCGGAGAUAAUUGUUGAUGGUGUCUCUGGUUUCCAUAUUGAUCCCAACAAUGGUGAUGACUCUGUUAAAAAAAUUGGAGAUUUCUUCAGCCAAGGCCGUACAGAUGCUUUGUACUGGGAUAGUAUCUCUAAGGGUGGUCUCAAACGCAUCUAUGAGUGUUACACAUGGAAGAUUUAUGCAGAGAAGCUGCUUAAAAUGGGAAGCAUUUAUGGAUUUUGGAGACAGGUGAACGAAGAUCAAAAGAAAGCGAAGCAGAGAUACAUUGACAUGCUCUACAAUCUCCAGUUCAAACAAUUGACCAAGAAAGUGACAAUCCCGGAAGAUAAACCUCUGCCUCUGAGACUGGCUACAAUCCGUAACCUCCUUCCCAAAAAACCAUCAUCUCUUGGAGCAGGAAGUAAGCAGAAGGAAGUCACAGAAACGGAAAAGACGAAACAGAAAAGUAAAGAUGGUCAAGAACAACAAGAUGUAAAGGUCGGAUCAAGAGAAGUAAGAGAGGGGUUGCUUGCAGCUGAAGCAUCAGAGAGGAUGAAGAAAGUUUUAGAAACUUCGGGAGAGAAACAGCAUCAAGAGAAGAUGAAGAUUGCGUACGGACAACAACAGAACCAAGGAGCUUCAUCGGUUCGGAACUUGUUCUGGUCAGUCGUGGUUUGUCUCUACAUCUGUUACAUUUUGAAGCAGAGGUUCUUUGGUGCUAACUCGGCUCAAGAGGAUUAAGAAAGUCUACCUCUGAUCGAAGUAACGUGAAAACAAAUAAAAUUUGUAAUGCAUAAAACUACUAUCGAUGUAAAAAUCAUCAAGUAAUAAAAUUCAUACAUUUGGCUUACCAAACUGGCCCAACUGUAUAUAUAA